Rotaria sp. Silwood1 is the source of this 633-nucleotide messenger RNA. The record is from the annotation of a GenBank genome assembly. Lineage: Eukaryota; Metazoa; Rotifera; Eurotatoria; Philodinida; Philodinidae.
AUGAGCAUUGAAUUAAAUAGAUUAAUAAAAGAUGAAAUUGAAAUAGCACAUGAAUAUGAAAAUAAAAUUGAAAUAAAAGAAAAAGAAUAUAUUGAACAAUUUCAUCAACUUGAUAUUUAUUGUCAAUCUUAUUUAAAUAAAAUGGAAAUGAAAAUAAAAGAAUUACAUGCUGAUAUUGAAUUAAAUCUUUUAAAUGAAGAAUAUAUUAAAAAAUUAAAUAUUAUUUUAAAUAAAAUCGAACAAUUAGAAAAUGAACAAAUCGAACAACUUAAACAAGAAUCAAAUUAUUUUGAAGAUGAUAUAAAACAAUUGGAAUUUGAACGACAACAAUUAAUUGAUCAAAUUGGACAAAUUGAUAAUGAUUUAAAUCUAGCUAUACAAACAAUUCAACAAAGAAAUUUUAUUAUUCAAGAUAAAUUAAAACAUACAAAUGAUAUGGAAAAUCAAAAAGAUGAAUUAGAAAAAUUUGCAUAUGUUUUUAAUUAUAAAAUUCGAGAAUUAAAUAAUGAAAUAGCUCCUCGACAACAUGAAAUGGAUAAUGAAUAUGAUAUAUUAUGUCAAAAUAAUGAAAAAUAUUCAAUAAAACUAGCUGAUUAUAAAGCAAAAUUAAAAGCAACAGAAAAAGAACUUUAA